GUCUGCAGUCAAUGCAGCAGGUAAACAUCAUGGAAACACGUGUUCCUUAAGUUUCACUUUUACAUCACAGGAUCACAGUCACACCCUGAAGCUUUUACUGUAAAGUGAAAGAUCAUGGCAGGGAGGAGCUUAGAAUCAAUAUACACUUGUGCCGUGUCUCCGUAUGGAUCAUAUUCUCUGGACCAGGAACUGGUUUUAAUCUGGAUUGAGCAUUACGUCGGAGGAUCAAGCACUGUAUCUGAGACCCUGGGAUAUUCAACGCUUCAACAUGGAAAGUCAAACGAGAUCAAUUUCUUUUGGAACUCCUGGAGAUGUUUCUUCGAUUUCGCCCCAGCUGGACCGCAUGAUCAAGCAGAAAAGUCGAGAUCUACGGCUGCGUAAGGUUGACCAACAGAGCGCUGUGAAGACAGUAAAUCAUCUGAUUGAAAGCCUGCUGGAAUACCUGAAGAAGAAUGAGGAUCAGCCCUUCUUCAGAGACGUCUCAGUUCUCACUAGCGGCAGCUACUAUGAGAUGGUGAAGAUCAACAAACCCAACGAGUUUGACAUUAUGCUGAAACUGAAAGUCCCAAGGCUUGAAUUGUCAGAACUGGAAGAAUAUCAAGGACUGUUUUAUAAGGUGAAGCUUGUAAAAGCCACACGCAAAGAAAUCCAGCACUUUCUUCUGGAAGAUGAACGAACCAUCUCAGCCACCAAAAUCAAAGAAGAAAUGCACCGCUUGGUCCGCAAAUUCAUUAGCAAUCAUUUUAAAGGUAAAGGUUGGGUGAUAAACAGAAAACUGGUAAAUUCACCGGCGGUGACCCUUGAAUAUAACAACAAAGAGAAAGAAGAUGAUGUGAUGUCUGUAGAUAUCGUACCUACUCUUGAGGUGCCACAAGGUUGGCCACAAGCGGCACGGUCCGGUCCCAAUAUAGACAACUGGCUUGGAAAGAAGUGUCGCCGCCAGUUCGUAAGUAAGGCAGUGUAUUUCGUCCCAAAGAGACCAAAAGGAAGAAACCUCAAAGAUGAUGCCAAAGAGAGCUGGCGGAUAUCCUUCUCUCACAUUGAAAAAGAGAUGAUGCAGUAUCAUGGCAAUAAGAAGACGUGUUGUGAGAGUUUUUCCAACAAGUGUUGCCGGAAACGCUGUUUGCAGCUUCUCAAGUGUCUGAUUGAGGGACUGAAGCAGCGGUAUCCCAAAGAGCUUGAGCCUCUGUGUUCAUACCAUGGGAAAACAGCCUUCUUCCACGUCCUCUCAGACCGAGUGCAGGAUUCCCUUUGGUCUCCAGGCCAGAUGUCUGUCUCCUUCAUGAAGCUGUUCGGAUACUUCGAGCGACGUGCACUAGAUGGUUCAUUACUCCACUUCUUUGUUCGCCAGCAUAAUCUGUUCUCUCCUCCUGCAUUUCCCAAAAGAGCUCUUGCAUUUCUGACCAAUGCUCUGAAGGAGCAAAGAGAAUUGGAGUUCCCUGUUUUAAAGGUGCCGAGUCCUUCCGCUGCUCUUGUUCCUGAUACUGAUGCUCUUCUUCACCCAAACCCAAUCAAUGGCACCGACAGUAUUGUUGCCUCUGAACGUUCUUUUAGGCAUGUCUAUGCAUGGUUAGUGGUUGUUAUUGUGUGUGUAGGAAUCGGAUGUGUAUUUGUAUAAUGAUUUUGUAGAAUCCUCUCCAAAUAUGGAGAGGUAGGCCUAAUCAUUGUAAUAGGCUAUACAACAUCUUUGUUUUUAAUUAUUAUUAUUAUUUUUUAAAUUAAAAACAUGCAACAGAUCAUGCAGUUAUGCCAUAUGCUUAAAUUAUUAUUUUAAUUAUAUAAACUCUAUUUUGUACGGGUCAUUGUGAACUGUGAAAAUAAACAUGUUAAAAAAAUA
Ctenopharyngodon idella (grass carp) is the source of this 1837-nucleotide messenger RNA. RefSeq names its product cyclic GMP-AMP synthase. Gene Ontology annotation, cellular component: nucleus; site of double-strand break; cytosol. Gene Ontology annotation, biological process: positive regulation of defense response to virus by host; DNA damage response; activation of innate immune response. Gene Ontology annotation, molecular function: chromatin binding; 2',3'-cyclic GMP-AMP synthase activity; double-stranded DNA binding. The record is from RefSeq and is a predicted model, not a curated record. NCBI's taxonomy places the organism in Eukaryota, Metazoa, Chordata, Actinopteri, Cypriniformes, Xenocyprididae.